Messenger RNA from Dibothriocephalus latus, 222 nucleotides. Lineage: Eukaryota; Metazoa; Platyhelminthes; Cestoda; Diphyllobothriidea; Diphyllobothriidae. The record is from the annotation of a GenBank genome assembly.
GCCUUCAUGAAAAUGGAUCCAGCCUGCCUGGGCCAAGUCAAAAUUAAUGAACUCCUACGUUUCUAUUCCUUGCCACUCAUUCUCAAACAGGAUCUUGGUAUGCUGCCUCAAAGGUUUAUGCAUUUAGUUAAUAUUUCCGUCUCCAAUACGGUGUAUCAUGCGGGUGAGUUUGGUUUCCGCUUUACGGGAGUCAAAACCCUCCGAAAAAAGUGGCUGGAAUGA